GGCGAGGGGGCAGGGGCAGCGAUCCUCUCUCGGAAGCGCAGUUUUGGCCUCGGAGCUCUCCGGCGCCACGGGCUUUCCAAUGGGCUGUUAGAAGCGGCCGCCGCAGCCCGGGGCCGGCCAGGAGGGGGACGCUCUGCGCGGCAGCUCUGGACCCCGGCGCCCUCGCCGCCCAGCAGGUCACAGCUUUCGUCUGCGUGAACACAGAUGGCUUUGUUACGAAAAAUUAAUCAGGUGUUGCUGUUCCUUCUGAUUGUGACCCUCUGUGGGAUUCUGUAUAAGAAAGUUCAUAAGGGGACUGUGCUCAGGAACGAAACAGAUGAUGACUCGGAGCCUCCUGAGGAAAUGGAGGAUGAGAUUCCUGUGGUGAUUUGUGCUGCUGCAGGGAGAAUGGGCGCCGCCAUGGCUGCCAUCAAUAGCAUCUACAGCAACACUGACGCCAACAUUCUGUUCUAUGUUGUCGGACUCCGGAACACUCUGUCUCGAAUCCGAAAGUGGAUUGAACAUUCUAAACUAAGAGAAAUAAAUUUUAAAAUCGUGGAAUUCAACCCGACAGUCCUCAAAGGGAAGAUCAGACCAGACUCUUCAAGGCCAGAAUUGCUCCAGCCUCUGAACUUUGUUCGCUUUUAUCUCCCUCUGCUUAUCCAUCAACAUGAGAAAGUCAUCUAUUUGGACGAUGACGUAAUUGUGCAAGGUGAUAUCCAGGAGCUCUAUGACACCACUUUGGCGCUGGGCCACGCGGCGGCUUUUUCGGAUGACUGUGAUCUGCCCUCGGCUCAGGACAUGAACAGAUUCGUGGGGCUGCAGAACACCUACAUGGGCUACCUGGACUACAGGAAGAAGACCAUAAAAGACCUCGGCAUAAGCCCGAGCACUUGCUCUUUCAACCCCGGCGUGAUCGUUGCGAACAUGACGGAGUGGAAGCACCAGCGUAUCACCAAACAACUGGAGAAAUGGAUGCAAAAAAAUGUGGAGGAAAAUCUGUAUAGCAGCUCGCUGGGAGGUGGGGUGGCCACCUCCCCGAUGCUGAUCGUGUUUCACGGGAAAUACUCCACAAUCAACCCUCUGUGGCACAUAAGGCACCUGGGCUGGAAUCCAGAUACGAGAUAUUCGGAGCAUUUUCUGCAGGAAGCAAAACUACUCCACUGGAAUGGAAGACAUAAACCCUGGGACUUCCCUAGUGUUCACAACGACUUAUGGGAAAGCUGGUUUGUUCCUGACCCCGCAGGGAUAUUUAAACUCCAUCACCACAGCAGCUGAUGUAACAUUUUAUAUAUUUCCUGUAUAAAAAUGUGGAAUUGUCCAUUCAUAAGCCCUACUAUAUCAUUGUUCUUUAUAAACAGUACUUUUGGUGUAAAUGAUCCACAAUGAAAAGCACAAAGACUACUUGGGCAAAGAAUAUCCUGGAUUAUGUAGGUACUGAUUCCUUAAGUAUAAGUGGUGACUAUGGAAAUCAAGAUGAUGUGAGCAAGAGAUGUUGUUGGAAGGAAAUAAACCCGUCUAGGUUUCGACAAUCUAUCAAUGACAACCUAUAUCCACAAGUUUUUAAAAUUUCUCAAUGUGUUUUUCACAUGUAGGUAUUUUUUUUUAACAGGUUGCCAGUCUUGUCUUUUGUAAAACAACAAACUACAUUUAAAAGAUGAAUGUAUGUAAAAAUAAAAUACUGGCAGAUU
Hyaena hyaena (striped hyena) is the source of this 1670-nucleotide messenger RNA. RefSeq names its product glycosyltransferase 8 domain containing 2 (gene GLT8D2). The transcript has 10 exons. The coding region runs from base 205 to 1257 and encodes 350 amino acids. Gene Ontology annotation, cellular component: Golgi apparatus. Gene Ontology annotation, molecular function: glycosyltransferase activity. The record is from RefSeq and is a predicted model, not a curated record. NCBI's taxonomy places the organism in Eukaryota, Metazoa, Chordata, Mammalia, Carnivora, Hyaenidae.